GGUCUCCAUUACAACUAUGGAAAACCAUAACAAAUUAACAAUAAACAAAGCUGCAAAAGAAACUCUCUCUCUCUCUGCUAAACACAAUGAGGUCCAUUCAGUCUCGCUCUGCAUUGCUUCCCUUGCAUACUAGGCUAAAACAUAAACACUUUCUGGGAAGUACUAAGCUGCUUUGGCUUUCCACCAAUGAACCUAUCAAGCUUGCUUCACAGAGCCAACAACUCCAUCUCUCACUAGGAACCAGUUGCAGGGCCAUGCACAAUUACAAUGCGAUUGUUCUUGGUGUCACUCCCCCUGCCAAGUCCGGCGACAUCUCGGUCCUCCUUCAAGUCGGUGGGAUUCUUCUUUUCGCCUACGUGUUUUCAAAUUUCAUUGUGCCGAAUCUCAUUUCUGAAUAUUUUCGGUUCAAUAAGUCGAGUGAGGAUGAGGAAGAUGAGGAUCUUAUAUAAAGAUGAGGGAAGCAAGCACAACCUCAUGAAGACGUAGGUUUUAAUCUUCUAAAUUUUUUUUUGCUUUUUACUUUUUUAACUAGUUUGAGGUGCAACAUGUAAUACUUGUCCUUGAUAAGCUAAUUUUAACACACCCAA
Molecule: messenger RNA, 587 nt
Organism: Rosa chinensis
Lineage: Eukaryota; Viridiplantae; Streptophyta; Magnoliopsida; Rosales; Rosaceae
Exons: 2
Coding region: 87-449 (120 amino acids)
Source: RefSeq, a predicted model, not a curated record